Messenger RNA from Phalacrocorax carbo (great cormorant), 1985 nucleotides. NCBI's taxonomy places the organism in Eukaryota, Metazoa, Chordata, Aves, Suliformes, Phalacrocoracidae. The record is from RefSeq and is a predicted model, not a curated record.
GGCGCGGCGGGGACCCGGGCGAGGCCCCCGCGGUGGCGCCGGGGCCAGGGGGGCCGAGGCGCCCCGGUGCGGAACGCGCGGGGCCCGGGCCGGGCCGGGGCGGACGGCGGGGAGCGGGCGGGAGCGGCUCGUGGCCGGCCCGGGCCGCGGGGUGGAACGUUCCGGACGGGGACGGAGCGCUGGGCUCCUGUGGGCGCGGGAGGAUGAGGAGGAACGCGGCCCUGCCGCGAACGGGGCUCCCGUGGGGCGGGAGGGGGCCUCUUCGCGGGGCCCUGCGCGCUCCCGCGGGGGUUUCCGCGCCAGGAUGAACAGGCUGCGGGGCUUGGAGGGAACGGCAAGAUGGCUGCACAGGCACCCCAUUCCCCGCGGCUUCCCCGCUGAGGGGAUACGCCUGGGCGAUGCGGGGGAGCAGGUACAACACGCUGCCACCAGUCACCCCCGGCGGCACGUUCCCGCACAGCCUCGCCCUCCCAAGCGUGGCAGCGUGGCCCAGUGCCCCGCACUGUACAGGUCCCCGGCGUACCGGCGGCGGCGGCGCCCGCGCACGCUCUUCCACGUGCUGUCCGCGUGCCGAGCUCGGCCUCGAUCGGAGGGACCCGCUCGAAAGGCCGCGGCUCCUGCCGCCCGCCACACCAUGGGCACCCACCUUGCCGUGGGGACGUGCCAUGGGGACCCGCCACACCAUGGGCACCCACCUUGCCGUGGGGGCGUGCCAUGGGGACCCGCCACACCAUGGGCACCCACCUUGCCGUGGGGGCGUGCCAUGGGGACCCGCCACACCAUGGGCACCCACCUUGCCGUGGGGGCGUGGCACAGCGUGGCAGGCCUUGCCUGGCGGGCGGCAGCGGGCUGUGGAGGUAAAAGCUCAGGCAAAGCGGCGGUCCCGGUCGUUCUCUUGGCAUGGCUGGUGUUGCCAGAGGUCGUUCAAAAAUCUGGGCAAGCGGUCAAAAUGGAAAUAAGGAAACAAGGACUUGGAAGCUGGGGUAAUAUUUGAAAGCGUAGGUUUUCAGAAUCUGCAUGGGUGAAGACAGAUGCUGCCUUUUUGCCAGGAUAUUGCCUUUCAUUUAUUCAUUCUGCUACUCAAAAGAAUAAAAGAAAGUCUGUAAGAUGAUUUGCCUUUUAUUGACUUUCAGUUGUCUAAUUUGUUUUCAUUCCUGUAUUAAUUAGAAUUAAUAUAUUUACAUUUAGCUUCCGGUAGGGUGAAGUGAUGUUAACUAAUUGACUGUGAGGCUGAUGAGAAAACAGGAGCAUCAACUGAUGGCGGCUGCUAGGAGUGAGAAAUAGCUCUCUGAGAAGCCAGUUUGUGAAAAGAUGAGAAUUUGACACAGAGUUCAUUUAUCGACUAUUACAGGAUCUGUUAGCUACUCAAGUUUCACUUCCUUUAGUUAAAACGUGUACAUUUUUGGAUUUAACGUUUGCUUCUAGCGUCUAACUGUAAAUAGCCAUUAUUCAUACACGUUUGUUUCUGUGUCUUAGUAAAAUCGGGGUUUAAGAGAAUGAGGAGUAAGGUUGCUGUACAUGUUUGGCAUGAGCUUUUUGAUCAAAGAAAAGUCUCCACAAAACUGCCUUUUUAAAAAUUGGGUCUAUUUUUGAUUGCACAAGCUACAUAUGGAUGUUAAAGUAGACAUAAAAUAGGCACGCAUGUUAAAAUACAUAAUUUGGUUUGAUAUAUGUGUGUGUGAUUUCCCACAGACAGUUUUUUGGCAGAAAAAGUGUUUGGCAUUUUUGGUAGUUUUUGGCAGAAUGUGUCUUUAUUCCCCCUGAGUUAUUUUUGAUAGUGUAAUUCAUUGUUGGCAGUAACCUUGCUAAAAACCUAAUGUAACUCUGCCGGCGAUUGCCAUGGAGCAACCCCAAAAUGUAAAUUUGAUAGUAAUCUAAAUGAAGACAAGCAAGUCUGAAACAUUAAUUUCCUUUGCCUUGUAGUGCUCAACACAUCACCAUGCCAAGGACAGGUCUUAAAAAUAUGUCUCCUUCUCUCUUUGUCA